UAUAUUUAGCGAGCAAAGCUGACGAGAAAGUUUUCAAAAAUAUUAUUUGGCCGGCAAUUGAAAACUACAAACUCCAAAGAUCAAUUACAAUAAACAAGGAAAAUUCCGAAAAGGUACGGCCUGUUGACGAUAAGCAGCUUGAGAGAAAAAGUAAAAACUCUGAAGAAAAUGUCAAUAUUCACAAUUUGAAAGGCAUUAAACAUGAAAUUUUGGUAUUGAUGAAUAAAUUUUUCAUGAAUCAAUUAAGCGAGCCGAAUUCCUAUCUAAGUGAUAUCGUCACUAGAAAAGAACAAAAAUCUUUGCAGUUGUAUUUUAUCGGACCCUUCACAUCUUUGAUAAUGAAGUCUAAGAAAAUGAGGUACCAUUAUUUCAUAAAUCCUCCUUCACCACUGCCCAGUUGGUUUUAUGGAGAACAUAAAUAUAUAGUGGAAAGUAAUAAUAAGAAGUAUGUGGAAAUACCAGUCGGUGUACAAAUCGAUUUCCUUAAGAAGCUAUUGAAUUUAUUAAAGAUAUACAUAGGUUUUCCUGUGUAAAAAUGUUUUUAUAUUUGUUGAUAUGAAAAAAAUAUGAUACUUAAUUUUUAU
This is a messenger RNA of Vanessa atalanta (red admiral), 584 nucleotides long. RefSeq lists its product as uncharacterized. The transcript is spliced from 4 exons. Bases 219 to 533 code for a protein of 104 amino acids. The record is from RefSeq and is a predicted model, not a curated record. NCBI's taxonomy places the organism in Eukaryota, Metazoa, Arthropoda, Insecta, Lepidoptera, Nymphalidae.